UGAUGCGAUGACCAAAGGAUCAAAGAUCACACACACACACUCUGAUCUGUGAUGUCAUCACAUGGAACAGAAAGUGAACCAACCCGACCGCAUCUGAAGGAACAGAACCGGACCAGAGGACGAGCUCGGUUCCUGAGUGAGACAUCGGAGGAAGAUCAUGGCCAAGAAAGCGAAGAAAGGAGCAAAGACGGAGGAAGAGACGCUUCUGUUCCUGCAACAGAAAGCUGAGGCAGAAGAGCGGAUGCUCGUACAGUCCCUGAAGGACAAGUUGCAGACGGAGAACACAAACUCUGCAGUGAACCUGCUGCACCUGAACGAAGGCUGGAGGUCGAUUCUCCGUCAGAACCGAGAGGCUCAGGUCCACAAACACGUCAACGUCCUCAGCGAGACGUCCCAGACGCAGCUGGACGGACUGGACCAUGUGAUCACGUGUCUGGAGCGCGACCUGCGGGAGGCGGAGCGUCAGUCGGCGCAGGUGCGGCGGCUUCACCUGCAGCACAUCGAGCGUCUGUGGGCGCAGCAGGAGAAACGUCUGACGGUGCUGCAGCAGCACUGGGAGAAGAACCUGCAGCACCUGAGCGCUGGGCUCCACACGGAGAGGAAGCAGAUGCUGGAUCUCUCUCGGCAGCAGCGAGCGGAUCUGGAAGACGCCAAGUUCACCGUGGAGCAGCAGCACAAGGAAGUGAUGGAUGAGAUCCAGAGACUGUACAGCCAGAGCACGGCGUCGCUGCAGAGCGACCACGAGCACCGGAUGAACGCUCUGGUCCGCGAGGGGGAGAUGGCGAUGACGGACAGGACUCGCCAUCACCAGGAGGGUCUGCAUCUCCACCGCAGAGAAGGCAAAGAGCUGGACGAGCUGGUGGUGAAGAACCAGGAGUACGUGAGGAUGAGGGACAAGAGCAUGGAGAACAUCAAGGAGCUGCAGGACAAAGUCUUUCAGUUCCGGGUGAAGCAGAACUCGGGUAAAGCCGGACAGGAGACGAUGGAACAAGAUCUGACCGCCGCCACGGGCGACGUGAACCAAAAGAGCCGCAAGCUCCGUGACCAGCAGACCCGGGACCGCGCCGGGUCGAGGAGACGCAUCGUCAACCUCACCGCGCAGUUCCACGACGCCACCAGGAGGCUGCAGGCGGUCGUUGCCAAGGGCGAGAGGAUUCUACGUGUGGCGGAGAUGUGCCGCAAGCAGGAGAACGUCUUCACGACGUCGGCCGAAGACGAUCAGAGAUCUGUGACGGAGGAGGAAGCAGCGGAGGAGGCGUGUGAGUUUGCAGACAUCCGUCAGGCGACGCGGCGCUUCAACGGCGCUCUGCUGCAGCGAGCGGCUCUGACGAGGCGGCGAGAGGAGCUGAGCAGAGAAAACCGGCAGCUGAGGCUCCUGCUGCGGCAGCGCCUGGAGGCCAUGGCGGCCAGCGACCACGCCCUCGCCCUCGACAGACCUCUGCCAACCGUGCACCGGGCCCCGACCGCGGCAGCGCCGCCACUGGAGAGCGACAGACGCCACGGCCCCGUCGAGGCCGCGCUCGUCGUCACACACGCUCUGUAACCUGUCGGAGAUCUGACGUGGUUCAAAAGAAACUCCGUUAAUAAAAUAAAAUUUGACAAAA
Molecule: messenger RNA, 1604 nt
Organism: Scophthalmus maximus (turbot)
Lineage: Eukaryota; Metazoa; Chordata; Actinopteri; Pleuronectiformes; Scophthalmidae
Product: dynein regulatory complex subunit 2-like
Exons: 9
Coding region: 158-1543 (461 amino acids)
Biological process (GO): axonemal dynein complex assembly; regulation of cilium movement; cilium-dependent cell motility
Cellular component (GO): axoneme; axonemal dynein complex
Source: RefSeq, a predicted model, not a curated record